Zeugodacus cucurbitae (melon fly) is the source of this 4176-nucleotide messenger RNA. RefSeq names its product nocturnin (gene cu). Gene Ontology annotation, molecular function: 3'-5'-RNA exonuclease activity. The coding region runs from base 792 to 3881 and encodes 1029 amino acids. The transcript has 6 exons. Lineage: Eukaryota; Metazoa; Arthropoda; Insecta; Diptera; Tephritidae. The record is from RefSeq and is a predicted model, not a curated record.
UCAUGAUUGGGAUCGACGUCGAAAGGGUACUAAUUUCUGGUACUUGCUUCCUUCAUAGUAAAUUACACAACAGAUCUCAGCCACCACAUUUCCUGCAUUUAUUGAGGGCAUUUUUAGACGACAUUACCUUGCUGCCUGAUUGUAAAAUGUUCAAUCAUCCUACUAACGUAAGAGAAUCAGUCGUGCCAAUCUUUCUAAUAACAAGAUUUUAUGCGCAUAAAUGUUGGCUUUUUAACACUGUGCCGUGACUAGCAGCCCACCAAGCCAAACAGCCAGCCAGUUAGCCAGCCUGCUAGCCGAUGUUGUGAAUGCUGUUAGCCUCGAUCUAGCGAAUAUAAAUAAGAAAUGCCGCUUGCUGCUCGGAUUACUAGUUCAAUGUUCUAAACGUAAAGUGCACACGCGAGUUGAAUUGUGCGGAACCAAAGUGAGCUGAACUUAGCUGACAGAUAUUUGACUAAUAACUCGAAUGGUUAAAGGAAAAGUGAAGAUCAACGAGAUUAAUUUUUUAACACAAAUAAAAAUUUAUCAAAAAUACUAAGUGAAUUGGAAGUUAAUAAAAAAUACGAAUAUAUAUAGAAAGCAUUAGAGAGAAACUCAUAAAUAAUGUGAAGUGCCAGUGAACUUUAAGUAAAUACAGUUAUUCCAAAUAAAACUUAAUUGUAGCGUGUGAUUUGAUUUAUACAUAAGACAGCAUACUGAAUGCAUGGAGAAUAUAUGAAAACUGUUUUUUGAAUUCUUCAAACACUUACACACAUCCUUAACUCGUGACAAUCCCUCAAUAGAAUCCCACCAUGCAAUCUCAUCAGGAUACUUUCGGCGCUGAGACGACCAAACGUUAUGGUCAUCGCCGUACUCCAACGCUGGGCAAAGCUAUGCCUGUCACAUCAUUGCUCCUACACUUUCCGCCACCCACAGUGUCUUCUAUGCGUACCAGCAUGCGUGAUGGCCGCACGCCGGAUGAUGAGCGACCGCCAUUAUUCUUCCAACUAGAACCCAGCUCUUUCUCAUCACAUAUGAAAGAUGAACAUACCGCCGAAAAGGAGACCAAUAAAAAUGACGACGCGCAAUCUUCAAGUGAUGAACUCAACCUUGAAAAGGAAUACGACUUACUCGUUUCGGAGUGUAGUAGUAAUGGCGAUGAUGAUGCAUCAGAUAAUGAGCACGCCGUAUCCAUUGUAGGCAAUUCAGUUUUCUAUACACCCUGUAUGACCUGUACUGACAGUGCGCCAGGCGAUAUGGGUGCACGCGCCACAGCCAUCAAUGAGAUGUGUCGUCGGCUGUGCACGGAUGAGUGUCGUUUGCGUUUGAGUUUGGCUGGUUUAGAACCGCCAUCUGCGAUGGCCUUGAAAUCGCAGGAGGCCUUGGCUGAGUAUGUGAAAGAGACAUGUCUACAGCAGCGACCACAGCUGCAACACACUUUCUCAGAAGAUACAGUGUGUGCCAGUAUAAAUGAAGAACAGAAGGCGCGUACUGUAGAUGAAGUGGAUAGAGUUGCCGCAGCUGUAGAAAAACCAAUAACUUUCGGCACGGACCUAGUCACGUCCGCCACUACAGCAGAGACGCCUACGAAUAGUAUGCGUCCGCCCUCAUGUAUUGCCAUUCAGCGUAAAAAAUUUCUCACGGAUAUUUUAACAGCCAGCACGAACGAUACAGACAGUGAUUCCAGUUUUGUUGACGAACCAAAGGAGAAGGCUGGAGACAAUGCAAAAAAAUUCAUUCAGUUUGUCAAUAAUUUAGGUAAGCCAGCACGUGAUGCGGCUGAUGGAACUACGACGAAUAAAUCAGACGACGACGACGACGACGAGCGCUACGAUGGUGGUCGCGCUCACUGUCACAACGAUAAAAGUAUGAAUGCCCCAAUCGUUGAUCAACAUGAGAUGGCCAUGCUGAAGGACUUCCGUGAGAAAUUCGCAAUUGCGGAAGCAUUGGCAAAGACCUCAGCAAUGACCUCUACGGUGCAAAUGAAACAGCGUCUGGCGGCGCGACAACUGGAAAUUACGAACGCCAAUGCGAAUGCUGCCAAAGCGGCAGCAGCUGCGGCGUUGGCGGGCAAUGUAACGGCGCAUGCAUUCGAUGCUGCCGUAGCGGUGGCAAACAAAGACGGUUGUGUGUCGCCGACGAAAAAGCAAAAAGCGAGACAAGAAAAGCACCGACAUCGACGACGUGGUGAGCAACAUAAAAAGCGACAACAACAAAACCAACAAAAAGGUGUGCCGCCAGCCAAUUUUGCGCCAGCACAUAACGCAUUAACGCACUCCAACAACAACAACAACAACAACAACGCGUUUCAUGCGAUCGAUGUAAACAGCCGCACUGAUAACAACAACGAUAAAUACAACAACUGUCAAGAUGCAAGCGCCGUUCGUCGUAGCGACUGCACCGAAAAUGUGCAUAGCGAAGGCGAUGUACGCGACGACGCCGAUGACGACGACAAAAAUGGCAGUGACAGUGACUGUGACUCUGACUGUGACUGUGAUUGUGACUCUGACAGUGACAAUGACAACGACGACGACGCGUUUGGUAUCGUCGACGCAGACAAUGUGGCUACCAGAAAACAACAGCAACAAGAGGAGUAUGUUGUAAACGAUUACGAGCCACCGCGGGACUUGCUUUUGUAUCUUGUGAGGAUGGGCUCUUUCAACUCAGCACCGAAAAUCAACAAUGUCGACUCGCAGGAUGACAGUCUAGAGAUACCGAAAGGCUUGAAUACCACCGAACUGUUGAAGCACGUCAAACAUUUGAGAGGUCCACAUCAGCCGCAAUUGCUUUCCCGUUACUUUAUUAAGCCAUCUUUAACUAGUGACGUAACUGAUGGAUUGCGCUCAUUAAAGUUAAAUACGGUAGCCAAAGAUUAUAACGUGGCCUCGUCGUUACCCAAUCAUAUACGCGUUUUGCAGUGGAAUAUUUUAUCACAAACAUUGGGACAGAACAAUGACGGUUUCGUGCGCUGCCCAGAGGAGGCUCUGACAUGGGAGCAUCGCAAAUUUCUGAUCGUACAAGAGAUACUACAAUACAAUCCAGAUAUUAUUUGUUUACAGGAAGUGGAUCACUUCAAAUUCCUACAAACAAUUCUGGGCACACAAAAUUAUGAGGGCAUUUUCUUUCCGAAACCCGAUUCACCAUGUCUGUAUAUCGAAGAGAAUAACGGCCCCGAUGGUUGUGCCAUAUUCUUUAGGCGCGACAAAUUCGAAUUGAAGAAUUUCGACACGCGCAUUUUGGAGGUGUGGCGUGUACAAAGCAAUCAAGUGGCAAUUGUUGUCAAUCUUGUCGUGAAAAGUACCGGCAAAGAGUUCUGCGUUUGCACAACUCAUCUGAAGGCACGCCACGGUUCCUUAUUGGCGAAACUACGCAAUGAGCAAGGACGAGAUCUUUUGAAUUUCGUGAAACAAUUCUGUGGCGAAAUGCCCGUCUUAAUUUGCGGCGACUUCAAUGCUGAGCCCACAGAACCUGUCUAUGCCACAGUAUUGAGCGGCAAGCAAAUGCAAUUGGCCAGCGCCUAUGCAGAUAUUAAAGCCGAGCGCGAUGAGUGUAAUAAUGAUAGCGCUAGGGAGCACAAGGAGAAUGCAGAGUCAAGUGAUGAUGCUCAGGCACAAUCGACGGACGAGGAAGAAGUGGACGCGGAGCAGGUGCAACUGUGCGAUGAUAAAGUGAUCAAAUCCAUACAAUGUGAACCACCCUAUACCACAUGGAAAAUACGUGAAGAUGGUGAAGAAUGUCACACAAUCGAUUAUGUGUUCUACACACCUGAGCAGUUUAAGGUGCGCAAUUGCUUGGAGUUUCCACGAGACGAUGAAGUUGGCAAAAAUCGCACACCGAGCUUCCAGUAUCCAUCCGAUCACUUCUCACUGGUGUGCGACUUCGAAUUAUUAGAUAAGCAAUAAAUAUGUUUGUUGAUUUUGUAAUGCGACGUUGGAAGUACAACAGACAUCACAACAAACAUAAUGAGAGCAUAGCAUUAAUGGGAUUCUUCAGAUUUGCUGGAGCCGCACAACUUUCACUUCAUUGGCAUUCACGAAAUCAAUUAAAUAAUUGUGAUAUUAGUUGUUAGAUAUAUAUAGUACUUUAGACACACGUAGUUUCAUUGACAUACCAACAAACCGAGUAGAAUGCAAACUGAUACAUUUUUUGUAAUAUUGACAGCAAUAAACCUUAAAUAAAUCAAUAAAUAAAUAUAUA